Molecule: messenger RNA, 2718 nt
Organism: Cyclocybe aegerita
Lineage: Eukaryota; Fungi; Basidiomycota; Agaricomycetes; Agaricales; Hemipholiotaceae
Source: the annotation of a GenBank genome assembly
AUGCCACGGUUGAAUUUCGACAUCGACGAGGCAGACCUGUUGAAAGCCUAUAAGAUAGGAACUCUCACACCUCUCAAGUGGGAAGAGGUUGAUCAUGACCUCGAGGACUCGGUCGCAGGUGCGCUUCUGAGUCCCGCAAGUGGUGGAGAUGGUGAGGGGGAUCCGUUGGGGUUGAAGAACGCACUCAGAAGCAGGAUGAGGGACUUGGACAUGGAGUCGAAGGCGGCAUGCCUUAUCACCUCCAAGUCAUUCGAUCCUAAAGCGUUUUUAUCCACCGUACAUCCGAAUGCAACGUAUCAGGACCUCGCCAGAGGAAUCGCCCACCUGCAGAACUCCAUCGAAGCUCGUUCGGAGGCUCUCCGGAUUCUCGUCGAGGACAACUUUGAUCGCUUCGUCGCGGUGAAAUCCUCAACCGACGCCCUCUAUGCGGAAAUGAAGGAAGGCAUUCUCUCGGAGAAGACAGAAUACUCUUCUCGCCCACUUCGUGAUCAUCUCAAAAACGGUACCCAGAAAGCCAAUCAAGUCUUUCUUCCAGUUCUAGAGAAUGCAUCGAAAACCCAGAAGUUAAGAACCACGCUUGGGGUGUUUGAACGCUCCAAAUUCUUCUUCAAUCUGCCUAGCUUUAUCAUCGAAUCCAUUGAAGCUGGCCGUUACGAAAUAGCUCUGAGGGACUACAAGAAAGGAAAAUAUUUGUUGGAGAACCGUCCUGGGCAACUUCUACCAAUUGGGACCACGAAAGACCCUGUUGCGACGAAGAACGCAGAGCUUCAGCAGCAGCGAGUCCUCGACAAAGUAUGGAACAGCGUGGAGAAGGCCAUGGGCGAGAUGAGAAACGUGCUUGUGUCGCAACUCCAAGAUGCCACCCGGACCGUGGAUGAACAAGAAAAGACGCUUGAGGUGCUUCUGGAACUACAAUCCAAUGACGAUCCCGUCUGGACAUACUUCGAUAGCCACCACAAACACAUCAUGAAUGCGAUGUCGACAGCUUAUCGGUCUUCCGUCCGCGCUAUAGAAGCAGCCAUUCAGAAGACUGGUAUUGACACUACAGACCCUGAUACGCUGACAGACACCCUCAAGGCACAAAUUCAGGCCGCAAUCGUUGACUUAGAGGCGAAGAAGCCCGACGGCGUGAUCGCCAAAUCACCUGCUGAAUCUGUUUGGCAGGCCAUCCAUGACAUGGUCAAGAGCAUCUCAGAGGCCAUGUUGGCGUCACUUCCCAGCUUUUGGCGCAUCUCAAAAAACUUCAUGGAUGGGAAGUUCAAGAAGCCCAACUCUAGUUCGGGUACCCGUAGAAGUCCAACGCAAUGCCGAACCAUGGCUUUGGACAUUGUCAAACUUUACAUCUCCCUCAUCUCCGAGUUCUUUAAGUUGUCGGAUAUGGCUGUUAUGAAUGCACCUGGCGCCAACAAUACGCCGCCGCCAUUGCUUCCCAAAGAUUCUCAUUCGAUCUCUACGGCCUACUACCUGUCGAAGAUCCUUGUCGACAUUCAAGAGACUGUUAACGACGUAAAUGGAUUGGAGAUUUCUCAAGACACCGGCCUCAAGAGCCUUCUGGAAAGCGCAAAAUGGAGGUUUGAGGACAUUCUCAUCAAUCAUUGGCUACGAGACGCCACUAUGUUUUACUGCGUGGAAGCAUGGGUCUCAAACUCGAGCGAGCCGUUCACAACGCAUUACCUUACGCAAAUAGAGAUUUAUCAGCAACACAUGACCACCGCUGCGUUUAAGCUGGCUGGUGGCGUGGAUCCGUCCUCAUCCCUAACCAGGUCGUCAAAACAAAACCCUGUACCUCAGGCAUUCAUUUCGAAAAUCACGAAGGCAUUCCUGGAUGCCAUCUAUGCAUUCCUGGAUGGUCUGGUCCUGCUCGCUUCCACCGAAUCCCCUAUUGCCAACGGGAAAAGGCCCGAAAUAGCGAAUCUUGUGCUUGAGGGUUCCAAUGCCUUGGAUAUUCUUGAUCUCGCAGACGGUGACACUCGGCUCUUGCUUGUAAUUUCCAAUAUCAACGAUUUGUCAAAAAUUGUUAUCCCAAGCAUGCUGGUGCAACUGGAGACGGCGUUUGGCAUAUCGAUGACGGAAGAUCGCAAGGUCCUCAUGACGGUCGUUAAUGAGCUCGACAAGACUCUUUUCGAUGGCUAUGUGAAGGCGAAAGGCGAGGUUGUGAAUACCAUCAUUCGAGACGGAAUUCUGGACCCCCAGAUGGACUGGUAUGAGACUUCGCAGCCCACCGAGAUUCGGCCUUACAUGCAUGAGACUUUGAUGGCCCUUGUGGGGGUGCACUCCCAAGUUUGUACGACGGCCGAGUCACUCUUGGACCGAACUUUAAAUGCACUUGUCGAGGAGCUUGCAACCGAGGCACUUCGAUGCUUCCGGCAGGUAAGACGCUUCGGGAUGGGAGGAAUGCUGCGUGCCACGCUCGAAAUCGAAUUUUUGCACCAGACGCUGGGGCGAUACGUAACUCCUGCAGCGGCGAAGACACUGUCUGACCUGUACAACCGGAUCUCCCAGGCUUAUGCACGCCGUCCAGGUGAUGAAAACCUGCAGGCGAAUCUAGACGGAGUGAAGAAGAUCCUUGGAGAAACACGCAGGGCAACAGGAAUUGAAUUCCUAUGUUUCAAGCAGGCUCGACCAUCAACAUCUUCGAGCUCUCGCAGUGUAACAUCCUCAAGUGGCCGGCCCCGUGAUAAAGAGGCCCCGUCACGCAACCCCAACUCGAGAGCAUAA